GUCUGGCCCAGGAGGCUCGGGCGCGCGCAGCCAUCCCGGGCCUCGCCGGGGACCGAGGGAGGCAGGCAGCGCCUGCGCCCGCUCACCAUGGUCGAGGGACGCGUCUCCAAGUUCCUGAAGAAACUCGGCUUCUCGGCUGGCGGCCGCCAGUACCAGGCGCUGGAAAAGGACGAGGAGGAAGCCUUGAUUGAUGAACAGAGUGAGCUGAAAGCUAUCGAGAAAGAGAAGAAGGUGACAGCCCUGCCCCCCAAGGAAGCCUGCAAAUGCCAGAAAGAGGAUUUGGCCAAAGCGUUUUGUGUGGACUUAAACACUGGGCUGUCGGAGUUCUCGGUGACGCAGCGCCGGCUGGCCCAUGGCUGGAAUGAGUUUGUUGCUGACAACAGUGAACCUGUGUGGAAGAAAUACCUGGAUCAGUUUAAGAACCCCCUGAUCCUGCUGCUACUGGGCUCUGCCCUGGUGAGUGUCCUCACCAAGGAGUAUGAGGAUGCCGUCAGCAUCGCUAUGUGCAUAAAAACGAAUGUCAGCAUGGAUGCUCUUGCUUUUUACCACGUCAAAUGCAGCCUAAGAGAAGGAAAACUCCAGCACCUGCUUGCUCGAGAACUGGUUCCUGGAGAUGUCGUGUCUCUCUCGAUCGGAGACCGGAUCCCUGCAGACAUCCGACUCACUGAGGUCACGGACCUCUUGGUGGAUGAAUCCAGUUUCACUGGGGAAGCCGAGCCAUGCAGUAAAACAGAUAGCCCCUUGACAGGCGGCGGGGACCUCACCACCCUCAGCAACAUCGUCUUCAUGGGGACCCUGGUGCAGUAUGGGAGGGGCCAGGGGGUCGUGAUUGGAACAGGGGAAAGCUCUCAGUUCGGAGAAGUGUUUAAGAUGAUGCAGGCUGAAGAGACACCUAAAACUCCUUUGCAGAAAAGCAUGGACAGGCUAGGAAAGCAACUGACACUCUUCUCCUUUGGCAUAAUCGGUCUCAUCAUGCUCAUCGGCUGGUUGCAAGGGAAACAGCUGCUGAAUAUGUUCACGAUUGGGGUCAGCCUGGCUGUGGCGGCCAUUCCCGAGGGUCUGCCCAUCGUCGUCAUGGUAACGCUGGUCCUGGGAGUGCUGCGGAUGGCCAAGAAGCGGGUCAUCGUGAAAAAGUUACCCAUCGUGGAGACUUUAGGUUGCUGCAGUGUUCUCUGUUCUGAUAAGACGGGUACUCUGACUGCCAACGAAAUGACAGUGACCCAGCUUGUAACGUCAGAUGGGUUUCAUGCCGAGGUCAGCGGAGUUGGGUAUGACGGUCAAGGGACUGUGUGUCUUCUACCAUCCAAGGAAGUCAUUAAGGAAUUUUCCAAUGUCUCAGUAGGAAAGUUAGUGGAGGCGGGCUGUGUCGCCAACAACGCGGUCAUCAGAAAGAACGUUGUGAUGGGACAGCCCACCGAGGGUGCCCUGAUGGCCCUGGCAAUGAAGGAUCAGGAAGACAUUUACUUCAUGAAGGGGGCCUUGGAAGAGGUGAUCCGCUACUGCACCAUGUACAACAACGGAGGCAUCCCCCUGCCGCUGACACCCCAGCAGAGGUCAUUCUGCCUGCAGGAAGAGAAGAGGAUGGGGUCCCUCGGUCUGCGGGUUCUGGCUCUGGCUUCUGGGCCCGAGCUGGGGCGGCUGACAUUUCUGGGUCUCGUUGGCAUCAUUGACCCCCCGAGAGCUGGCGUGAAGGAAGCAGUUCAGGUUCUCUCCGAGUCUGGCGUGUCCGUGAAGAUGAUAACGGGAGAUGCUCUGGAGACGGCCUUGGCCAUAGGAAGAAACAUCGGCCUGUGCAACGGGAAGCUGAAAGCCAUGUCUGGGGAGGAGGUGGACAGCGUGGAGAAGGGCGAGCUGGCCGACCGCGUGGGGAAGGUGUCCGUGUUCUUCAGGACCAGCCCAAAGCACAAGCUCAAAAUCAUCAAGGCUCUGCAGGAGUCAGGGGCAGUCGUGGCCAUGACUGGGGAUGGGGUGAACGACGCGGUGGCCCUGAAGUCUGCAGACAUCGGGAUCGCCAUGGGGCAGACAGGGACGGAUGUCAGUAAAGAGGCCGCCAACAUGAUCCUGGUGGACGAUGACUUCUCAGCCAUCAUGAAUGCGGUGGAGGAAGGCAAGGGGAUUUUUUACAACAUCAAAAACUUUGUCCGAUUCCAGCUGAGCACGAGCAUCUCUGCCCUCAGUCUCAUCACUCUGUCCACCGUGUUCAACCUGCCCAGCCCCCUCAACGCCAUGCAGAUCCUGUGGAUCAACAUCAUCAUGGAUGGGCCGCCGGCGCAGAGCUUGGGGGUAGAGCCCGUUGACAAAGACACCCUCAGGCAGCCACCACGGAGUGUGGGGGACACCAUCCUCAGCAGAGCCCUCAUCCUGAAGAUCUUCAUGUCCGCAGUUGUCAUCAUCAGCGGGACCCUCUUUAUCUUCUGGAAGGAGAUGCCUGAAGACAGAGCGAGCACUCCCCGCACCACGACGAUGACCUUCACUUCUUUUGUGUUUUUUGAUCUCUUCAACGCCUUGACCUGCCGCUCUCAGACCAAGCUGAUAGUUGAGAUCGGCUUUCUCAGGAACCGCAUGUUCCUCUACUCCAUCCUCGGGUCCAUCUUGGGGCAGCUGGCGGUCAUUUACAUCCCCCCGCUGCAGAGGGUCUUCCAGACGGAGAAUCUGGGAGUGCUCGAUUUGCUGUUUUUAACUGGACUGGCCUCAUCUGUCUUCAUGUUGUCAGAGCUCCUCAAACUAUACGAAAAACACUGUUGCGGCACCCAGAGAGUCCAGACGCAACAUGAAGAUGUGUAGUGGCCCUCACUCUGCGGCCCCUUCCCUAAUCAUCUCCAUCUGGAUGUGCCUGUGGCCCCUGUGGUGUCUCCUCUUCAGGGGAGACUUUUAGGACGGACGCUGCAGCCUUCUGUCAGUGACUCAGUUUUUCCUCCUGGGAACGCUGCAGGCAUCUCGUGGGCUCCGGGGACCCAGGUCCACAUCCAUCCAGCACGCCCACUGGCUCUGGGACAGACAGGGAGGGGCCCGUCCAGAAACAUCACACUAUUUAUUAAAUCACAAUGAUUUUUAUUAACCACGUCUAUAUAUGUAUCUGUGCCACAGCUUGCAGUGACGCAGGCCACUCGUGCCAGAUACAUGGGGCUUCUGAGAGGUAGUGGGUAGGAUGGUCACACUCCGCCCAUUGUCUCCCCGGAGGCCCCACUUCCUCAUCAUAAAAUGAGGGCUUUUUAAAUAAAGUGCUAUACCAGGGGCUAUUAUUCUUUUGAUGCGUUUACCUAGGGUUUUUCACACAAGGGGCCAGGUUGGAAACCCACAGCUGUGUGUUAAUGGCCACAUGGGGUGAGCAGCAAUCCAUCAUGAAUGGCCUAUGGGAAGGCUUUUGGCGAUAAAGAGCAGGGCUGCGCACGGUGGCUCACACCUGUAAUCCCAGCACUUUGCAAGGCCAAGGCAGGCGGAUCCCUUGAGGCCAGCCUGGCCAACACGGCAAAACCCUGUCUCUACUAAAA
Mandrillus leucophaeus (drill) is the source of this 3491-nucleotide messenger RNA. RefSeq names its product ATPase, Ca++ transporting, type 2C, member 2 (gene ATP2C2). Gene Ontology annotation, biological process: calcium ion transmembrane transport; manganese ion transport; intracellular calcium ion homeostasis. The transcript is spliced from 24 exons. Gene Ontology annotation, molecular function: P-type calcium transporter activity; ATP hydrolysis activity; ATP binding. The record is from RefSeq and is a predicted model, not a curated record. Gene Ontology annotation, cellular component: endoplasmic reticulum; plasma membrane; Golgi membrane. Lineage: Eukaryota; Metazoa; Chordata; Mammalia; Primates; Cercopithecidae. The coding region runs from base 88 to 2784 and encodes 898 amino acids.